Molecule: messenger RNA, 2151 nt
Organism: Rotaria sp. Silwood2
Lineage: Eukaryota; Metazoa; Rotifera; Eurotatoria; Philodinida; Philodinidae
Source: the annotation of a GenBank genome assembly
AUGGUUUCUCAUGAUGCUCAACGUGGAUUCUAUAUAUCGUUCAUACGAUUGAAAAAAUCUCAUAUAACUGAUGUUAAACUUCAUUAUGGAGAUGAUUUUCCGGACAUUCAUGCAGAACUUCUUGAAGUACUUCAAGAAAAAGAUUCAACCGGUAUUAAUUUUCUUCAUGGUCCACCUGGCAUAGGCAGGACUUUUUAUCUACGAUAUUUGAUCAAUGAGAUUAAAGACAAGAAUUUGAUCCAUGUUCCACCUGAUCUUGUUAAUGUAAAAAGACAUCGAACGAAACAAAAAACAGGUGAUGGAAAGCUUCAAAAAGGUGAAUUAAUUACUACAGAAGAACCACCAUCAUCAUCUCACGGUGCAUUUUGGGAAUGUUUAUGGCGUAUUAAAAAUUUUAAAAAUGAAUAUCAACCGUUCGUUAAAUGUAAACUAUGUCAUGAAAUAUUAUCAUAUUCGAUGGUAAAUGGAACUUCUACUAUUAGCAAUCAUGUGAAAAAUUGUCUUAAUAAGUUCAGUAAACCAAAUAACAACAAAACUCUUGAUGAUUUUGUAUCCAAAGCAGCUCAAGUGAAUGUAUCAGCAGAAGAUAAAAGAUUAAUUACAGUUGCCUGUGCAAAAUUUUGUUCAUUUGAUCUCAGACCAUUUAGUAUUGUUAAAGGUGUCGGAUUCUCUACAGUAUGCCAAAGUCUGAUUAAUCUUGGUUAUCAACAUGGUCAAGCUAAACUUGGUGUACCUUCAGUAAACUUAUUAUUACCUGAUCCAACCAAUGUUUCUCGCACUGUUUCUCAAAUAGCUGAAGAAUAUCGUGAAAAUUUGAAGAAUAUGCUGAAGAAUGAUUUACAAAGUGUUAAACUUAUAGGUGUAUCAACUGAUUAUUGGAAAAAUUCGGGAACUAGCGAAAACUAUUUAACUGUUAAUAUUCAUUAUUCGAAAAAUGAACAAUUGGUCACCUACAUGUUACGUACUUCAUUAUUUAAUCAAUCAAAAACUGGUGAAAAUACCAGAAAAAAAAUUUUUGCAAUAUUAUCUAGUUAUGAUAUUGAUCCAAAUCAUUUUCAUGUCGUAUACAUUAGUGAUAAUGGAUCCAAUUUAGUAUGUGGUUUACAGGUACAUCUUCGAUGUAUUUGUCACUGUCUUAAUUUGGCUUUACACAAUGGUGUUGAUAUGUGUCUGAAUAUGGAAAAGUUUAUUAAAUUUAGUCAAAAUUUAUGUACACAUUUUAAAAGAUGUGAAAUGAAUCAAUAUUUGACUACAAGUUUGAAGUUAAAUGUUGACACGCGUUGGAAUUCUAUUCAUGAUAUGUUAGAAUCCAUCUCAUUGAAUUAUGAAAAAUGUGAAGAUGCUCUACUUAACAGAAAUGAAGUUAACUAUUUAGACGAUAUCGAUCGUAAAGUAGUAGUCAGCUUUGUUAAAUUCUUAUCGUUAUUCAAAGUAGCUAGUGAACAAUUAUCUGCUGAUACAACACCUACUCUCCAUUUAGUUGUUCCUUGGUUUACGAAGUUAAAAGCUUCAUGUGAACCAAAAGAUGAUGAACCAAUAUUAUUAAUUCAAUUUAAAAAUGCUGUUUCAAAAAUGCUGGAUGAGAAAAUUUAUUUAACACCAUUACAUUAUAUAGCUACAUUUCUAUACCCGACGUUGAGCAACAGCUUGCGAAAAGAAAUCUAUGCUGAUACUCGAAAAAUACUUCGAACACUUGGUAUACAAGAAGAAGAUUCAUCAUCAGCUACAAAAAUGAAUGAUGCCCUCAAUAAUUCAAGAAAAAAGAAGAAAAAUUAUUUUAUCGUACAAAAUGAUGUAAUGCAAGAAUUUGCAGGAGAUGUAGAGCAAGAUCAAGAUAGUGAUGAUGAUUCUGAUGAAAUCGAUCGUUAUAUCAAGACAAAGCUUUCUUUUUCAAAAGAUGAAACUUUAUUAGGAUGGUGGAACAAACAUUCUUUAAUAUUUCCACAACUUUCUCAAUUGGCGAAGUCUUUAUUUGGAGUUCCUGCAAGCUCAGCAACAUCGGAACGUAUUUUUAGUUCUUCGGGUCGAAUUUUGGAAAAAAGAAGACAGUCACUGAAACCCGAUGUUGUUGAUGAUCUUUUGAUGAUUAGAAACUUUCGAGAAAUUUUGGAUUGUUUUUAUUUUGCUUUAUAUUUAAAAUAUAUACAAUGA